CAACUUCUUCUUGAGACUUGUGACCUAACACGGUUAGACAGCGGGCAUUUAUUUCUCGGACAUUUUACGUCGACCCCCACUGACAUUUUGGAUCGACAACACAGAAAGGUGGUGCAGUUUGGUCGGCAAGGCCGUGACAGCGAUAUGGUAAACAAACUUUUCUAAGUUUGCCAAACACCGUAACAGCAGACUAUCCGAUUCGUUCCAGCAGCUUAACAACUCUUCAUAUAUUUAUGAUCGUUACCCACCCGUGAAUAUAGCGGGUUUUCACAAAACCAUGCCUACGGCAACAAGUACUUCGGUAAAGAGCUCAGCUGAUUCGUCCGUUAUGGUUAAAAUACAAAAAUCUAAAUGCAUUGAUUCAAAGCAGCCUUCCAGAUCGUCUUCCAGAAGAAGCAGCACUAACAGUAGUGUUGGUAGCAGUAGUAUUAAUGGUAGCAAUGCAAAUAGUCAGAAAAGUGAAACUAAUAAAUCUGCAGAUGCUUCAAAGCCAUGUAAUGCACCAUGUCAUGAGAAGCUAAUCACAAAGAGAACAUCAACACAGCCAAACAAAUUAAGAAACAAAUCUAGUACAACCUCUAACAAGACACGGCGAAGAAAACGAUUUCUGGAUGGUGAGCAAGAUUGUGACAAGAGUAGCUGUAUUUCAGCCCAGUACAAUACAUAUUUUCUGUGGUACACGCCAUACAGGCAACCAUUUCGCCGUGUGAAUGACUGUCCUAGGGCAUUCAAUGAUAGUUAUCAGCUACAGCAUCCUGACCUAACAGAGGGUCAGAAACAUUAUCUAUGGCACACUGCAUCCAUCUAUAGUAUGAAAAAUAUGAAAAAAUUACAACAGAAGAAUUAUGAAAGAGUGUUACUGAAACAACAAGACUUGG
Saccoglossus kowalevskii is the source of this 878-nucleotide messenger RNA. RefSeq lists its product as uncharacterized. The record is from RefSeq and is a predicted model, not a curated record. Lineage: Eukaryota; Metazoa; Hemichordata; Enteropneusta; Harrimaniidae.